Oncorhynchus gorbuscha (pink salmon) is the source of this 2724-nucleotide messenger RNA. RefSeq names its product trace amine-associated receptor 13c-like. NCBI's taxonomy places the organism in Eukaryota, Metazoa, Chordata, Actinopteri, Salmoniformes, Salmonidae. The record is from RefSeq and is a predicted model, not a curated record. Gene Ontology annotation, cellular component: membrane. Gene Ontology annotation, biological process: G protein-coupled receptor signaling pathway. The coding region runs from base 65 to 1024 and encodes 319 amino acids. The transcript has a single exon. Gene Ontology annotation, molecular function: trace-amine receptor activity.
GGGUCACACACAGGACCAAGCAGGAGCAGCAGGACCUCAGUCAGCAUUUUACCCUUUAUAACAAAUGGAGAAACAUGAAGAUGUUCAAUACUGUUUUCAAGACAGAAACUCUUCUUGCAGAAAGGCUUUGCUAUCGACAUCUAUCUAUAUAACACUGUACAUCUUCUUCUCAUUGAUUUCAGCAGUUACAGUAUUUUUGAACCUACUGGUGAUCAUCUCCAUCUCUCACUUCAAACAGCUCCACACUCCAACCAACCUGCUCAUCCUCUCUCUGGCUGUGGCAGAUCUCCUGGUGGGACUGAUUGUGAUACCAGUAACGACUGUAGCAAUAAUGGAAUCAUGCUGGGGAUUUGGGGAAUAUUUCUGUGUGUUUCAUUUAUAUAUGGCUUUUUUAUGUACUUCUUUAUCUCUGGGCAAUUUGGUCUUGAUAUCUAUUGACCGCUAUGUUGCUGUGUGUGAUCCCUUAUCGUACCACUCUAAAACAACAAUAACAAGAAUGACGUGUUGUAUAUCCAUUACCUGGUGUUGUAGUAUCAUAUACCGUGCUGCUAUUGUAAAACGCUUUGUAAAUGUACAGGUACCCAGUAGGUGUUUGGAUGAAUGUUUUAUUGUUGAAGGAAUAACCUGGGCUAAUAUCGUUGAAAUUUUAAUUACAAUGGUUGUCCCGUGUUCUAUUAUUAUAACACUUUAUUUGAAAAUCUUUGUGGUGGCCAGAUCACAGGCCAGAAAGGUAUUUUCAAAAGAGGCUGCCAGUGUGUGUGGUGUUAAAACUGCACAGGCAAAUAAGUCUGAGAAAAAAGCAGCAAAAACUCUUUCUAUUGUUGUUGUCAACUAUUUCAUUUGUUGGAUUCCAUCUCUAUUUGUUUUCUUUUUUUUGUCUUUUUUAAGUGACAAUUUAUCACUUUUCAUCCGUUUUCUUCCACUUGUUAAUUCCUUAAUUAAUCCAAUAAUUUAUGCUUUCUUUUAUCCAUGGUUCAAAGUGACAGCUAAACAUAUUAUAACUCUGAAGGUAUGGCAUUCAUAGUACUAUGUUUUUAUUCCUAAAUUUGACAAGCAUAGGAUUGAUAUAGUUAUGUUAUAGAAUUGUUGUAAUUUUCUUCUUUCAUGUAACAUUACACUGACACUACUUAUCUCAGUGUUGUCAUCAUAAAUACAUGUGGAGUUGAUACAAAAUCAUUUGUCUGGAUUGGAUUGGAAUGACUUGGAGAAGGUAUAAGCUUGUUUAAUAAAAUACAUUGUAGUAAUUUUGGGGUUGUAUUUUGCAAAUAUCAAAGCCUGUUGAUGUCCCAUGGUAUUUAAUGUGGACCACAGGAAGAUGAGCUGAUGCUUUUGCAGUGGAUAAUGGGGAUCCUAAUAAAUAUCAAAGCCUGUUGAUGUCCCAUGGUAUUUAAUGUGGACCACAGGAAGAUGAGCUGAUGCUUUUGCAGUGGAUAAUGGGGAUCCUAAUAAAUAUCAAAGCCUGUUGAUGUCCCAUGGUAUUUAAUGUGGACCACAGGAAGAUGAGCUGAUGCUUUUGCAGUGGAUAAUGGGGAUCCUAAUAAAUAUCAAAGCCUGUUGAUGUCCCAUGGUAUUUAAUGUGGACCACAGGAAGAUGAGCUGAUGCUUUUGCAGUGGAUAAUGGGGAUCCUAAUAAAUAUCAAAAUUAUAAAUAGUAUGUAAGUAUUCUAAAAGAUCAUUUCAAGAAUGUCAUGAGUCAUUCUAUGUAUUGUCUAACAUCUCCCUCUAGUGGUGUAAUUUGGACACAAUGCCUGCAACAAGCGCUGUAAAGUUGAAAGGUACAAUAUUGCAAGAUAUCAGAUAACGUCCAGGUCUAACUAAAGUGUAAGUACUUGAUGUUAAAAUGUAAGAAUAUGCAAUUAUUGGUAACACUUUAUAAUGUUGUUAUAAACCAUUUGUAAGACAUUUACAUUUUGAUCACCAUUUAUUAUUAGUUCCACAUUUGCUAAAUGUUACUCACCUGGGUAUUCUGACAUGUAUAAAUAACUAUAUGCAUUAAUGAUUAAACACAACAGUGCAGGAGACCACAGCAGACACUUCAACCUCAACAUACUGGUUAUGAACUCCGCCAUUACUCUCACUUACCAAUACUUCUCUGUGUUGUCAUCAUAGAAAGAUGUGUUGUUGAUACAAAAUGAUUAGGCUGGAUUGGAAUGGCUUGGAGAAGGCAUAAGAAGUCAUUUUGGGUUGUAUAUUCCAAAUACCAAAGUCUGUGGUUGUUCCGUGAUAUUUAAUGAUACAGUAAAUAGUAUGUAAUUAUUCUUAAAGUACAUUUUGAAGAAGUCAUGAAUCAUUCCGUAUAUUGUCUAACAUUACCCUCUAGUGGCUCAAUUGGGACUCAAUGCCAUUAGCAAGUGUAGUGGAUCUGAAAUGUUCAAUACUGCAUAUUCGAUGACAUCCAAGUCUAUCUCAAUUGUGUAUUUUGUAAGCAAUUGAUGGUAAAAUGCAAGAAUAUGCAGUUGUGUAACACUUUAUAAUGUUCAGUAAUAAACCAUUUGUAAGGCAUUUACAGUUUGCUCACUGUUUAUUAAGCCCACAUUUGUUAAAUGUUAAUCACCUAGGUAUGACAUUUUUAAAUUACUACUAUAUGCAUUAAUCAUUAAACACAACAGUGCAGGAGACCACAGUACAGUAGACACUUCAACCUCAAUAUACUGGUUAAGAACACGACCACUACUCUCACUACAUCACUGCUGCCAGGUCAGGGGUCACACCAGAGAAGCUUUC